This is a messenger RNA of Haemonchus placei, 102 nucleotides long. The record is from the annotation of a GenBank genome assembly. NCBI's taxonomy places the organism in Eukaryota, Metazoa, Nematoda, Chromadorea, Rhabditida, Trichostrongylidae.
AUGACGUUUUUUCCCAUGGACAACUUUAUGUUGCGCUGUCGAGAGUUCGCAGCCCAAGUUCAAUCAAAGUGCUGUCCCCUCGAGAGAAGGUUCGAAAUAUAG